Ictalurus furcatus (blue catfish) is the source of this 1339-nucleotide messenger RNA. Its product is annotated as L-serine dehydratase/L-threonine deaminase-like. Gene Ontology annotation, biological process: L-threonine catabolic process; L-serine catabolic process. Gene Ontology annotation, molecular function: L-serine ammonia-lyase activity; pyridoxal phosphate binding; threonine deaminase activity. The record is from RefSeq and is a predicted model, not a curated record. The transcript has 9 exons. NCBI's taxonomy places the organism in Eukaryota, Metazoa, Chordata, Actinopteri, Siluriformes, Ictaluridae.
AGUCGCAAUACUUAAGAAGCAAAUAUUUAUUGUUCAUUUUUAAAAGCAAUAAUACAAGCUUGAUUGUUAAGAUAAAGCAUGACCUUGCUCAUUGUUGCGGUCCGGGGCGUGGCUAAGGCACGGAGGCGUGGCUACAGGACAGAGGUGUGUUUGGGAUGGAGAGCUGCGAUUGGUUCUCGUGAAACAUUAAUUCUGUAAUUUAGAGUAUAAGAAGACUUUGAAACAUUAGACUUGACCGAGGACAGAAACAACACAGCCAGGACGCCAUAUAUUUUAAUUUGUCGAGGUUAUUCCUGAAGAUCAGACUAUGCAGAACCCUCAUCCACUUCAUAUCGUCACUCCACUAAGAGAGAGUCUGCCACUCUCUAAUAUAGCAGGUACAGCUGUAUAUCUGAAGCUGGACUCAUGUCAGCCUACAGGCUCUUUUAAAAUCCGAGGCAUCGGUCACUUGUGUAAGAUGAGGGCAGAAACUGGCUGUACUCGAUUUGUCUGUUGCUCAGGAGGCAACGCUGGCAUGGCUGCUGCCUAUUCUGCACGGAAGUUGGGAGUGCCUGCCACUAUAGUGGUGCCCAGUGUUACCCCUUCAGGCACUGUGCAGAGACUUUAUGAUGAAGGGGCUGAUGUUGUCAUUCAUGGCAAAUCAUUGAACGAGAGCCUUGAAUUUGGACAACAGCUUGUGUCUAACAAUCCAGACUGGGUAUUCAUCUCUCCCUAUGACGAUCCCCUUAUUUGGGAAGGUCACACCACUCUGGUGAAGGAGCUGGAGUCCCAGCUGGCUGGGAAGCCAGGAGCAGUGGUUUUGUCUGUGGGAGGUGGUGGCCUCUUGAAUGGGGUUGUGGAAGGUCUCCGCCGUGCUGGUUGGGAAGAUGUCCCCAUCAUUGCUAUGGAAACAGUAGGUGCUCACAGCCUCAAUGCAGCCAUGAAGGUGGGAGAGCUGGUUACACUGCCCUCCAUCACUAGUGUUGCUACCACGCUGGGCCUGACACGAGUAUCAUCUCAAACAAUGAAGCUUGUGGGUGAGCACACUGUUUACUCAGAGCUGGUCACAGAUCAGGAAGCUGUAUGGGCAGUUGAGCGUUUCAUUGAUGAUGAAAAGAUUUUAGUUGAACCUGCUUGUGGUGCUGCUCUUGGAGCCAUCUACUGCAAUAUCAUUAAGCGUCUUCAGAGGAAGAAUAAGUUGACUCAGGAGUUGGGACCAGUGGUGGUGGUUGUGUGUGGUGGCAACAACAUCAGCAUAGAGCAAUUGCAUAGUCUGAAGAAACAAUUGGGAAUGACCGGCUAGACAAGGACAUAUCCAGAUAAACUCCUGAUGCUCAUUGGGCUCUCCCUCGAUCUGUGA